Molecule: messenger RNA, 2048 nt
Organism: Amyelois transitella
Lineage: Eukaryota; Metazoa; Arthropoda; Insecta; Lepidoptera; Pyralidae
Product: gamma-aminobutyric acid receptor subunit beta
Exons: 10
Coding region: 1-1458 (485 amino acids)
Biological process (GO): chloride transmembrane transport; nervous system process; chemical synaptic transmission
Cellular component (GO): neuron projection; membrane; synapse
Molecular function (GO): neurotransmitter receptor activity; chloride channel activity; GABA-A receptor activity
Source: RefSeq, a predicted model, not a curated record
AUGAGCGGCGCUCGCCCCCGCAGCGCGCCGCUGUUGCUAGUCCUGGCGGCAGCGUUCCUACCGCACGCCGACCAUGUCGCGGGUGCCGGUGGGGGUGGAAUGUUCGGCGACGUCAAUAUAUCAGCCAUUUUGGAUUCAUUUAGUAUAAGUUAUGAUAAAAGAGUAAGGCCCAAUUAUGGAGGACCACCCGUGGAAGUGGGGGUUACCAUGUACGUGCUCUCCAUCAGCUCUCUAUCUGAAGUCAAAAUGGACUUCACUUUGGAUUUUUACUUCAGACAAUUUUGGACAGACCCACGAUUAGCAUACAAGAAAAGAACGGGCGUAGAAACAUUAUCUGUCGGGUCUGAGUUCAUCAAGAACAUUUGGGUGCCGGACACAUUUUUUGUAAACGAAAAACAAUCUUAUUUUCACAUCGCAACUACAAGCAAUGAAUUCAUUCGAAUACACUACUCUGGCUCAAUCACUAGAAGUAUCAGAUUGACUAUAACUGCAUCCUGUCCUAUGAACCUUCAAUACUUUCCUAUGGAUCGACAAUUAUGCCAUAUUGAAAUUGAGAGUUUCGGCUACACCAUGCGGGACAUCCGGUACAAAUGGAACGAGGGGCCCAACUCUGUGGGUGUGUCCAGCGAGGUGUCCCUGCCGCAGUUCAAGGUCCUGGGCCAUCGCCAGCGCGCUAUGGAGAUCUCCCUCACCACAGGAAACUAUUCAAGAUUGGCAUGUGAGAUUCAAUUUGUUCGAUCUAUGGGCUAUUACCUCAUCCAGAUAUAUAUUCCUUCGGGUUUGAUCGUUAUUAUUUCUUGGGUAUCGUUUUGGCUGAAUCGAAAUGCGACACCGGCGCGAGUAGCCUUGGGCGUGACCACGGUGUUGACCAUGACCACGUUGAUGUCAUCCACAAACGCUGCGCUGCCAAAGAUUUCAUACGUCAAGUCCAUAGACGUAUACUUGGGCACCUGUUUCGUGAUGGUCUUCGCUAGUCUAUUAGAAUAUGCUACAGUGGGUUACAUGGCCAAAAGAAUACAAAUGAGAAAACAAAGAUUUGUAGCGAUUCAGAAAAUAGCGUCUGAAAAGAAAAUGCCCGUCGAUUGCCCUCCAGUAGGGGAUCCUCAUACGCUUUCUAAAAUGGGAACCCUGGGGAGGUGUCCGCCUGGUAGGCCUUCGGAGGUUCGGUUUAAAGUCCACGAUCCUAAAGCACAUUCAAAAGGCGCCACUUUAGAAAAUACAAUAAAUGGAGGUAGAGGGGGUGCAGAAGAAGAGAAUCCUGGACCACCUCCCCACAUUUUGCAUCCUGGCAAGGACAUAAGCAAGCUCUUGGGUAUGACUCCAUCGGAUAUCGACAAGUACUCCCGUAUUGUGUUCCCCGUGUGCUUCGUCUGCUUUAACCUUAUGUACUGGAUCAUUUAUCUCCACGUUUCUGACGUCGUGGCUGACGAUCUGGUUCUUCUGGAAGAGGAUAAAUAGAGGGCGCUUUGUAACAUCCACUUAUUUCUCCAACAAAAAUAAAUAGUAAUUUGAACCACAUUUUGUAAGAAUAUGAUUAGGUCACUAUCAUUCAAAACACUCACAAGCGUUAGAUGUUAAGGAUUACUUUCAAUUAAAAUUAAUUUGUAGGUAUUAUAGCGAAAGUAAUUGCUAGAUGUUAGCUUUAUAGUAAUUUUUUAACAGGAAAAUGUAAAUAUAUAAAGUUUAGAAUACACGCGUAUUUGAUGAACGUCUUUAGUCAUAAGACAACAUAUUAUCUUUGAGUCUGAAGUAGUAACAGAAACGACUGAAAAAAUGUCAUUUACACGCGAUAAAGAACUCGAUUUUAUAAGCUCAAAAUCGUUGUUAUAUAGAUUUCGUUUUAAACCAGACAUUAAGUCAAUAUAGAAUAAAGUCCAUAAACUUUUGCAUGUUACUUAAAAUUAAAACGUGCUCAAGUAAUUUAGUACGGCUAGUGUUUGUUUUUAGAGUCCAACUUAAAUAGAACAUACGUCCAUUUGAAAUGGUGUCAAUGGCUCUAAAAUGAGAAAACAUUUAUAAUAAAAAAUGUUGAGAACUUUUCAUAAAAA